Messenger RNA from Serinus canaria (Common canary), 1125 nucleotides. It is a transcript of the gene RHO, whose product is annotated as rhodopsin. The record is from RefSeq and is a predicted model, not a curated record. Gene Ontology annotation, cellular component: photoreceptor outer segment; membrane. The coding region runs from base 1 to 1125 and encodes 374 amino acids. Lineage: Eukaryota; Metazoa; Chordata; Aves; Passeriformes; Fringillidae. The transcript has 6 exons. Gene Ontology annotation, molecular function: G protein-coupled receptor activity. Gene Ontology annotation, biological process: phototransduction; visual perception; G protein-coupled receptor signaling pathway.
AUGAACGGGACAGAAGGCCAAGACUUCUACGUGCCCAUGUCCAACAAGACCGGGGUGGUGCGGAGCCCCUUUGAGUACCCCCAGUAUUACCUGGCUGAGCCUUGGAAGUUCUCGGCGCUGGCUGCCUACAUGUUCAUGCUGAUCCUGCUCGGCUUCCCCAUCAACUUCCUCACGCUGUACGUCACCAUCCAGCACAAGAAGCUCCGCACACCUCUGAACUACAUCCUUCUGAACCUGGCUGUUGCCGACCUCUUCAUGGUCUUCGGAGGCUUCACAACCACCAUGUACACAUCCAUGAACGGGUACUUUGUCUUUGGAGUAACAGGGUGCUACAUCGAAGGCUUCUUUGCCACACUGGGCGGUGAAAUUGCUCUCUGGUCACUGGUGGUCCUGGCUAUCGAAAGAUACGUAGUGGUCUGCAAGCCCAUGAGCAACUUCCGCUUUGGAGAGAACCAUGCCAUCAUGGGUGUUGCCUUCUCCUGGAUCAUGGCCUUGGCAUGUGCAGCUCCCCCACUUUUCGGCUGGUCCAGGUACAUCCCUGAGGGCAUGCAGUGCUCGUGCGGGAUCGACUAUUACACUCUGAAGCCAGAGGUCAACAAUGAAUCUUUUGUCAUCUACAUGUUUGUGGUUCACUUCAUGAUCCCGCUGUUGAUCAUUUUCUUCUGCUAUGGGAACCUGGUUUGCACAGUCAAGGAGGCUGCCGCCCAGCAGCAAGAGUCUGCCACCACCCAGAAGGCAGAGAAAGAAGUGACUCGCAUGGUCAUCAUCAUGGUCAUCUCCUUCCUCAUCUGCUGGGUCCCCUAUGCCAGCGUCGCCUUCUACAUCUUCACCAACCAGGGAUCAGACUUUGGGCCCAUCUUCAUGACCAUCCCGGCAUUCUUUGCCAAGAGCUCGGCCAUCUACAACCCUGUGAUCUACAUCGUAAUGAACAAACAGUUCCGUAACUGCAUGAUCACAACCCUCUGCUGUGGCAAGAACCCACUGGGUGACGAGGACACAUCUGCUGGCAAGACAGAGACCUCCUCCGUCUCCACCAGCCAGGUCUCUCCUGCUGGGGUGGGCUCCUCGCUCCUGGCUCUAGGAACCCUGGGAACAAGGCUGAAAAUGUGUACACAUGUUUUGUAA